AUAUGCAUACAUAAAACCAACAAUAUCUAUCCCUGCCCUCCCUGCUAUUCUCAACACCUACGCUCCACAUCAGGUCAUAAACCCUCCAGGACCUCUUAUUACGUCUAUAUACUCACUCGCACUUUUCGUCCCCUCCUCCUCAUCUACCAUGAGUACUCAUAUUACUGCUACCGUCGCCCCCGGGGAGGACUACGCCGUCACACUCCCGUCCGAACCCGGCCGCGCGACGGACCCGCGGGUCGUCGACUUCGUCCGCGGCUUCUACGCCGUGUCGGACGACCCGGCGCGCGACGGCGAGUGGGUCGCGCACUUCCUGCCCGACGCCGAGCUGAUCAUCGGGGGCGCUACAGCCCGCAGCACGCAAGAGAUCCGCGAGCUCCGGCAGUCGAUGUGGGCGCAGGUUGCGGCACGCAAGCAUGCGCUGGGCAAGCUGUUCCCGGCUUCGUUCGCGGCGCCGCCGGCCCGAGCCGGCCCCGGCACCGAUAUGCUUACCCCGGACCCGGAGGGAGCGGAGUUCAUGCUCUUCGGGACGGUGGCGCGCGACUGGAGGGGAUCCGGCCGCCGCGACGAGGUGCCGUGGGCGGCGCGGGCGGUGCUGCGGGAGGCACACGAGGACGAGGGCGAGACCCAGGCGGGAAAGGGGGGAGGGGCGGGGAAGAGGUUGAAGUUCGCCUUUUAUCAGGUCUACAUGUAGCUCGCCCUUGACGCGUCCCCGGGCAGGAUUGGCGAGGGGUGGACCGGAGGAAGAGAGAGGGGUUUCUAGAACCCAUAUCUAACCAUCUACUUAUCUCUUCUGUCCCUAUCUAUACCCUCUUCUUCUCCCAAGACAUCCCCAUCCGGAUGCUGUCUUCCGCUGUGAUAUCCCACGACCGUGUCGCGCGCACUGCCGAUCUACGGACGUGCCCCUUUUCUCAUGUGGGCGUGACACUGGUAGUGGCGGUGGGCGGGCUAGCAGGUCGCAGGCCAAGGGGCCGGCGGUCUACCAAC
Molecule: messenger RNA, 987 nt
Organism: Durotheca rogersii
Lineage: Eukaryota; Fungi; Ascomycota; Sordariomycetes; Xylariales; Xylariaceae
Exons: 2
Coding region: 149-694 (181 amino acids)
Source: RefSeq, a predicted model, not a curated record